UUUGGAUAAUCAUAAAUUAUAAAUAUAAUAUUAUGAAUAAUUUAAGAGCAUUACUAUUUAAAAUCUAAAAUUCCUAUGUUCAUUUAGGAUAAUACAAAGGGCUGUGUUUAGAAUUUGAUGAAAGUAUGAAUGAUCUAAUAAGAAUUACUUGCAUAUUUGUCUGGUUCGGAGACCAUCGACCAUUUUUUAUUGAAAAAAUUAAUAGUGGAUAUGGAAAAAGAACGAUUGGGAUCAACAAUUACGAUAACUAAGGCUCUUCAACAACUGAGUAAGAUUAGACAGAAUGAUAAUAUUUAUUUAUAAUCAAUCCUAGGCAUUGCUGCAAGGCAUAAUCUCUGCCAAGCAAUCCCGAUGACAAUUGAUUUAAGCAAAAUAACAGCUUCGAAUCUAGUGCCUGAUUUGCUCUUAUAUUUGUCGUUGACUGAGAAUAGCGGACUGGUUGAAUUUUGCAAAUAGCAGCACAUAAAACAUCAGAAAAUGUAUUAUUACUUGCAAUCCAUGUUACCACAUGAAACCGAUUACAAAAAGGGUAAGUUCAUUUUGUAGGAAUCCAGUAUGUAGAAACAAUUCGAGUAGACUUUGAAUGAGCCCUACAUCAAAGAGUACGAGGUGGGAUUAUAUCAUUGUGAUUUCUUCUUACCAAACUCGAAUACGAUAGUGGAGGUUAAUGGGUAUAAACACUACAUUCACUUCAAAGAGAGGAAGACUGGUCAAUACCAGUAGAAAUAUAAUUACCUAAUAAAAAAGGGAUUCAAUGUUAGAGAAAUAGAUAAUAAUGAUAACCGUAUAUGAUUUAUGU
This is a messenger RNA of Paramecium octaurelia, 799 nucleotides long. The record is from the annotation of a GenBank genome assembly. Lineage: Eukaryota; Ciliophora; Oligohymenophorea; Peniculida; Parameciidae.